Messenger RNA from Caenorhabditis sp. 36 PRJEB53466, 758 nucleotides. The record is from the annotation of a GenBank genome assembly. NCBI's taxonomy places the organism in Eukaryota, Metazoa, Nematoda, Chromadorea, Rhabditida, Rhabditidae.
AUGAUGAUGAUGACGCCAGCCAGCCGACAAGUCCUUAAGAUCUUUUUGUUAUUUGUAGUGUGCAAUGCGGUAAGUUCCUUCCUUGUUCCUUUUCAUUUCCUUCUAUAACUUUUCUAUAGAGCAAUGAUAAAACUCCAUCGCUCAAUGAAAUAAAAAAUCUGCGCAACACUGACCUAGAUGAAAUAUUCGGAGCGACUAUGAACAAGACACCUCCACCAGACUACCCGGAUAUGGGUCCGCCGCCUACUGGAGAAAUUGGAGAACAGUCAGGCCCAAUAGGACGGUAUAAUCGAGGUCCCAGUGGUCCCAGAGAGCUUCCUAUCAACCACGGACAUGCACUGGCGCCGCCUCCUGGAAUGCAGACGAAUGCAGCGGAACUCCAGCAGCUAGCAGCACAGGGAGCUAAUGUGUUUGCCACUGGAGCUACUGCUUUUUACAGGCGAGUGUUUUUCCAUUCGUUAACAUCAGUUUCAUCUGUAGUUAUCUGUUUUCUAAGUAGGUAACAACUGGUUUGUAUGACCAGCCCCAAGAUUAUUGCACUGAAAUUACUUCCGUGUACUUUUUGUGGACAAUACAGAAAGCAAAUUUUCACCUUGUAAUGCUGAAAAAUAGUUAUAUUUAUGACAAAAAUCAUAUCUUUUCUAAACUUCAAUGCUCACAUUUUCAGAGGAGCUGCAUCAGUGGGUGAAGCUUUCGGCAUUCCGGUGGGUAACUAUCAGGUUCCUCUGUUCUCUCAAGCGGCUUCUCUCUUCGGAUGA